This is a messenger RNA of Oncorhynchus masou masou (cherry salmon), 3609 nucleotides long. RefSeq names its product protein FAM83F-like. The transcript is spliced from 5 exons. Gene Ontology annotation, molecular function: protein kinase binding. Bases 107 to 1978 code for a protein of 623 amino acids. Lineage: Eukaryota; Metazoa; Chordata; Actinopteri; Salmoniformes; Salmonidae. Gene Ontology annotation, biological process: signal transduction. The record is from RefSeq and is a predicted model, not a curated record.
ACGUCACCUGUGUACGCACCCAACACCUACAGGUAAAGGUGUAUGCAAAGGAGUACUGCGGGGGAAGGAAGAAUUAACGGUUGGAAAAAUUCCGGAUACCGCUGCUAUGGCCGAGUCUCAGCUUCUGUGCAUGGACGAAGAUCAUGUCAACGAAAAGAUACCCGAAUCCAAAGCAGAGUUCUACUACUGCGAGGAGCAGCGAGCCGCGCUCGAGCAACUAUUGAAGAACGGUGAUGGCGCAUUCAAGAUGCGACUGAAAGAGGACAACGUCAGAGACUUUCUAUCCGCCCGCGAGAUUAAAUGGAUUCGAAAAACUUUUGAUGAAUAUGAUCCCGAUAGUGAGUCCGAGAAGGGCGAAUACGAAAAGGCUCAGGAGUCCAAUGCAGACUCGGGGGUCCAUUCCACAUAUUGGCCUCAGAUGUCGGACACGGAUGUCCCGCCGCUUGACAUCGGCUGGCCAGGCAGCACUAGUUUCUAUAAAGGUGUGACUCGGGUAUCCGUUCAUACGCACCCACCCAAAAACAAGGGGCCCCAUAUAAAAGAGGUUGUCAGGAGACUCAUUCAAGAAUCGAACAAGGUAGUAGCCGUGGUCAUGGACCACCUUACAGACCUGCAGAUCCUUCAGGACCUAUUGGACGCAGCACUGAGACGAGGGGUGGCUGUGUACAUCAUACUGGAGGCUCGUGGUAUGCCCCACUUCCUGGAUAUGUGCACUCGUUUACAGAUCACUGCUCUGCAUCUACGGAACCUGCGUGUGCGAACGGUGAAAGGUUCUGGGCUGGCCCUGUCAUUUGGCAGGCUGCCCGGCUCUCUGUGCUCCAAAUACAUGCUGGUGGAUGGAGAAAAGGUUAUGUUUGGCUCUUACAGCUUCACAUGGAGCUCCUCUAGGAUGGACAGGAACACCAUCACAGUAAUGUCUGGGCAGGUGGUGGACUUCUUCGACAAUGACUUCAGGGAAAUGUAUGCUGUAUCUGAGAAUGUGGACCUUUACAAGGAGUUCCACAUAACCAAGCCUCCCAUGGCUGCGCCGGUACGGAAGGUGGCGGUCCCCAAGCCCCUGUUGAUGUCCACCUCCCGUUUCCAGGUGUCUCUAGGGGACUCUCGGGGGCAGGCUGACCAGAGGGUGCCUGCACAUAAAUACCACAACCCUAAGUAUUCUCUGGUGGUGGGGAACAGUCUCGGGCUCACUGGGUCCUUACAGGACCUCUCCACACUCAGAGACUCACUGGGCGGUGGACUCGAACGGAACGGACUGUCGGCGCUACUCCAUGCCAAAGGGGGCAGUAGUGUGGAACUGGACAAGGUCACUGCGAAGUCCCCCAGUUCUCCUGUGGAGGAUGAGGAGGAUGGGAAGGGAGGUUCGCAGAAGCACCAGGCCUUAGGUGGAAAGAAACAACGCAGUUCUUUCAGGCUCUUCCUGAAAGGCAGAGGAUCCAAUCACAACAAUGAGACUAUAGAGGAGGAUGGGGCCACUCCUUCAAGCCCCUCCUCCAGCCGCCCAACCCCCUCCCCUAGCCGCCCAACUCCCUCCCCUAGCCGCCCAACCCCCUCCCUUGCCCAUCGAACGCCCUCCCCUACACGCCCAAUCCCCUCCCCUACCCAUCCAACCCCCUCACUUAGCCACCGAACCCCCUCCCCUUGCAACCCAAGCCCCUCCUCCACCCGCCCAACCCCCUCCCCUAGCCGCCCAACUCCCUCCCCUAGCCGCCCAACCCCCACCCCUAGCCACCCAACCCCCACACCUAGCCACUCAACUCCCUCCCCUAGCCGCCCAACCCCUCCCUUGCCCAUCGAACCCCCUCCCCUACACGCCCAAUCCCCUCCCCUACCCAUCCAACCACCUCACUUACCCACCGAACCCCUCCCCUUGCAACCCAAACCCCUCCCCUACCCACUCAACACCCUCUCCUACCUGCCCAAACCCCUCCCCGACCCGCCAAAACCCCUCCUCUACCCGCAAAGUCUCAGAGACGAAUAGCACUGCCACUGAUGACUCAUUUGAGAUGGUAGAGAAACCAUCCCUGUUGAAAUUUAAGAACAAAAAGCCUUCAAAACUGCCUCAAAGAAGUAUGUCUCUAAUGACCCUCAACAAAGGAGAGGAUGACGGAAAGGGACACAAGAAGCCUUCCAAGAGGAACUGCAUCCAGUCCUGAGAUGAAGAGAGGGAGGACAGGAUCAUCUGGGAGAGACAGAGCCAGAGGACAUUUGAAGUAAUUGCUAUUAUCAGAUGCAGUAUUAAAUGUGGAGUAGGAGUAUAGUGACUACAUGUCAUGGCUGGAGUAUAGUGAUGACAUGUCAUGGCAGGAGUAUAGUGAUGACAUGUCAUGGCAGGAGUAUAGUGAUUUAUAGUGAUUACAUGUCAUGGCAUGAGUAUAGUAAAUAUAUGUCAUGGCAGGAGUAUAGUAAUUACAUGUCAUGGCAGGAGUAUAGGGAUGACAUGUCAUGGCUGGAGUAUAGUCAUUACAUGUCAUGGCAGGAGUAUAGUGAUGGCAUGUCAUGGCAGGAGUAUAGUGAUAACAUGUAAUGGCUGGAGUAUAGUGAUAACAUGUCAUGGCAGGAGUAUCGUAAUGACAUGUCAUGGCAGGAGUAUAGUGAUAACAUGUAAUGGCUGGAGUAUAGUGAUAACAUGUCAUGGCAGGUGUAUCGUAAUGACAUGUGAUGUAUAGUGAUUACAUGUCAUGGCAUAAGUAUAGUCACUAUAAGUAUAGUCAUUAUAUGGCAUGGCAGGAGUAUAGUAAUGUCAUGGCAGGAUUAUAGUAAUUACAUGUCAUGGCAGGAGUAUAGUAAAUACAUGUCAUGGCAGGAGUAUAGUGAUUACAUGUCAAGGCAGGACUAUAGUAAUGACAUGUCAUGAUAGGAGUAUAGUGAUUCCAUGUCAUAGCAGGAGUAUGGUGAUACCAUGUCAUGGCAGGAGUAUAGUGAUGGCAUGUCAUGGCAGGAGUAUAGUGAUAACAUGUCAUGGCUGGAGUAUAGUGAUAACAUGUCAUGGCAGGAGUCUAGUAAUGACAUGUCAUGGCAGGAGUCUAGUGAUGGCAUGCCAUGGCAGGAGUAUAGUAAUUACAUGUCAUGGCAGGAGUAUAGUAAAUACAUGUCAUGGCAGGAGUUUAGUAAUGUCAUGUCAUGGCAGGAGUAUAGUAAUUACAUGUGAUGUAUAGUGAUUACAUGUCAUGGCAUAAGUAUAGUCACUAUAAGUAUAGUCAUUAUAUGGCAUGGCAGGAGUAUAGUAAUGUCAUGGCAGGAUUAUAGUAAUUACAUGUCAUGGCAGGAGUAUAGUAAAUACAUGUCAUGGCAGGAGUAUAGUGAUUACAUGUCAAGGCAGGACUAUAGUAAUGACAUGUCAUGAUAGGAGUAUAGUGAUUCCAUGUCAUAGCAGGAGUAUGGUGAUAACAUGUCAUGGCAGGAGUAUAGUGAUACCAUGUCAUGGCAGGAGUAUAGUGAUGGCAUGUCAUGGCAUGAGUAUAGUGAUAACAUGUCAUGGCUGGAGUAUAGUGAUAACAUGUCAUGGCAGGAGUCUAGUAAUGACAUGUCAUGGCAGGAGUCUAGUGAUGGCAUGCCAUGGCAGGAGUAUAGUAAUUACAUGUCAUGGCAGGAGUAUAGUAAUUACAUGUC